This is a messenger RNA of Dioszegia hungarica, 2853 nucleotides long. Its product is annotated as chloride channel. The transcript is spliced from 18 exons. The record is from RefSeq and is a predicted model, not a curated record. Gene Ontology annotation, biological process: transmembrane transport; chloride transport. Bases 1 to 2853 code for a protein of 950 amino acids. Gene Ontology annotation, molecular function: voltage-gated chloride channel activity. Gene Ontology annotation, cellular component: early endosome; membrane; Golgi apparatus. NCBI's taxonomy places the organism in Eukaryota, Fungi, Basidiomycota, Tremellomycetes, Tremellales, Bulleribasidiaceae.
AUGCCCAGCUCCAGCUCCAACUCGUUCCUUCUCCCAAGCGUACCGACGAACGAAGCGUACUAUUCCCAGCCUCCCUCAGCUUCUACGCCUCGAUUCCGCCAAGCAUCCCUUCAGCCGGGGUACGGCUCCACGGUCGGCGGCGGGGGAACGCAUCGGCGGAAUUUCUCAGUAAACUCGGCGCAUGGGAGUCCGGUGGUUCGGCAUCAGAGCCAGAGUCAGAGUCCGGUAGGAAGCGUCAUGAGGAAGAUUAGGAAGACGGCGAGCGCGGUGGGGCUGAGUCUGGGGAGGGCGGAGGGGUACGAUCAGGAGGAUGAGGAUGGGGAUGGGGACGGGGAUGAUGAGGCGGGGAUGGAGGAGGAGGACGAGGCGAGGAAGAGUAAUGGGAUGAGGGUGUGCUCAUACGUGACGAUAGACUGGAUACAUGAUGCGAUCAAAGAGUCUUCCCGAGUUCGACGAAUGCGUACGAACGCCAAACGGUCCUAUCGAGGCGCAAUAGCAAACGCAUGGGACAGAUUCCAAGGCUGGAUGCUCGUAACUGUCAUAGGCGUCAUAUCAGCAAUAAUAGCCUUCCUCAUCAUCCGGACCGAAAUGGUCCUCUUUGACCUCAAAGAAGGAUUCUGCUACACCUCCCCGACAUCUCCCAAACGGUUCUGCUGUACUCCGCGACAUCGCCUCCUUCCUUCCGCCUCGGCUACCACUUCAGCCUUCUCCUUCCUAUCGCUCCAAUCCCCGUUCUUUCGAAAUAUGGAGGAACACCAUAACCCGGUCGAAGUGGAUGAAUGCCCAGACUGGGUCGGGUGGGGGGAGUGGUGGAGUGACAAGGCGGAGGGAGUUUGGGGAGGGCUGGAUUUUGGGGUGGCGGAAUUUGGGACGUAUGCUCUGAUUGCGCUAAUCCUCGCUGGCCUGGCUUCCACUUUGACCAUCUAUCUAUCUUCCUCAGAGCACCACGUCACAUCCAAAAACUCCACCCUCCUCUCUACUCCACCGACUCCUGCCUCCUCGUCCCCGACCGCAAAGUCUCGGCGCGGCGGCGAGAGUCAACCGCUGCUCGCGAGAGAUGCGGGAAAUGGGGUUCAAGAAGAGAAGGCGCAGGUCCCGACUAGGAAAGUCAUGUACUAUGCGGCAGGGAGCGGGAUUCCGGAGAUCAAGACGAUACUGUCAGGUUUCGUUAUCCACGGAUACCUCGGCGGGUGGACAUUACUGACCAAGAGCGCAGGGCUGGCGUUGUCUGUCGGGUCAGGCUUAUCUUUGGGCAAAGAAGGACCCCUUGUACAUAUUGCCUGUUGCUGCGGAAACAUCGUAUCGAGGCUGUUUACAAAGUUUGAGCUGAACGAGGCGAAACGAAGGGAGAUUCUAUCGGCGGCUUGUGCAGCGGGUGUCUCGGUGGCAUUCGGUGCGCCGAUCGGAGGGGUGCUCUUCUCGCUCGAGGAGGUGUCGUAUUACUUCCCGCCAAAGGUGAUGUGGAGAAGUUUCUGGUGUGCUGCGGUGGCUGCUAUCACGCUCCGAGCUUUGAAUCCAUUUGGGAAUGGCUCUAUCGUGCUCUUCGCCGUGACCUACACAAAGCCAUAUCACAACUGGGAAUUCGCAAUAUUUGCCCUCCUCGGCAUCUUUGGCGGAAUCUAUGGCGCCAUUUUCUCUCGGUUGAACAUUCUUUGGAGUCGGAAUGUCCGGCAAGGAAGUUGGGUCGGACGACACCCGAUCGUCGAGGUCCUGAUCGUGACGGGCCUGACGACGCUUGUUUCGUUCAUGAACCCUUAUUGCCGAAUGGGCGGGACUGAGCUCGUCGCUAGUCUAUUCGCUGAAUGCAAACACGACUCGACCUCCCGACUCUGCGUCGAUGACCCUAGCGAAAUAACCGGGAUCAUCCUCCUGAUCGGGACUGCUCUGGUCAUCAAGGGUUGUUUGACCAUUAUCACUUUCGGGAUUAAGCUUCCAGCUGGGAUAUUCAUCCCUUCCCUCGUUGUCGGAGCGUGUUUUGGCCGGAUUGUGGGAUUAGGGAUGGAAUGGGUCGAACAUACCCAUCCUAGUUUCGCGAUAUUUGAUGUUUGUCGUGGGACGGAGUGUGUUGUGCCUGGAUUGUACGCUAUGGUCGGAGCAGCGGCUACUCUAGCUGGAGUCACGCGGACGACCGUCUCCCUCGUGGUCAUCAUGCUGGAACUGACUGGGUCACUCAAUUACGUCGUUCCUAUUAUGAUGGCUGUGUUACUCGCCAAGACAACGGCGGACAUGUUGGAAAAGAAGGGGAUAUAUGACUUGGUCAUCGAUCUGAACCAACUCCCCUACCUCGACAGUAAACAUGAAUACCUCUGGGGCUCGCGCGUCGUCGAGGAGAUCGCAGACCGGUCCGUCCCCGUCCUUCGCGCGGAUAAAGUACAUACCGUCCGAUCCUUGACGGGGAGGAUGUUGGAGCUUGCGAGGGGUGGACUGGCGGAUACGGGGUUCCCGGUGCUUGUUAGGGAACAUGGGGCGGCGGUGGGGGGGAUGAGAGUUAUUGGGUUUUUGGGGACGAAUGAGUUGGAGCAUGCUCUAGCUCUAUUGGCGGACGAGCCCGAUGCCCGACUCAAUCUCAUGCCGUCUGACGAAACGCGGAUGAAGAAUAGUAUCCACUCGAUCUUCAGUUUUGCGGAUAGUGCGGAUGUAGGCAAGACGAACCCGUAUGAUCUGUCGAGGUAUUUGGACCGGGCACCCAUCACGGUUCAACCCCACUCCCCGCUCGAACUCGUACAACAGCUGUUUGUCAAGCUCGGGGCGAGGCAGUUGCUAGUCGUCGAUGGACAUGGGCUGUUUAGGGGUCUGGUGACCAAGAAGAGCUGGCUCAACUUCCUGGCGGAGCUCGAAGCGGAGGGUCACUGA